AUGGAGAAGAAAUAUCUGGAGUCUGGAUUUGAUCUUAAGAAGUUAAGGGUUCCGGAAUUGAAGAAGAUUUUAGCCGAAAAUAACGUUAAUUUUCCCUCGAGGGCCAAAAAACAUGUUUUAAUUAAACUAUUUAAUUCAAAAAUAAAAGCAGCUCCAAGAAUCUUAAGGAGUAAAGAAGGGGUGGUGAAACAAAGUACGAAGACCAAGGACUCAAAUAGAUCGCGAUCGAGCUCACCCAUCAAAAGGAAAAGAACGAAGGAAAUCAAUUCUAGAGAGGAUGGAGCCACGGAAAAGAAGACCAAGAAUCACAAAGAUAUAGUAGAAUCUGUAAAACUAGUUAAUAUUGAAGAUGAUACUACCCAUCUCAAGAGGAAGAAACCUGAAAAUGAAGUUGACCAAUCAAGGAAAAAAAGGAAGAGGAAAUUGAGAGAUCUGCGAGAAAAUAAACUAACAAUUGAUGUUAAAGAUAGAGAUAUUUUGUCACCUAUAAAAGUGGAGGAGAGCAGUGAAGGCACUCCUCAAAUACCAUCUAACAACGAUACUGAUAUUGCUGUAAAGGAUGAAACAGAAGAUCUGGUUGGUCGUCCUGAAGUACCCUCAAACUUACUGAAUAUCUCAUCUGAAUUUGCUCACACGUUACAAUCUGCUCUUUCUAGUGAAGAGCCACCAAUUUCUUUUGCAGUUCCUGAAGGAACCCUUAUAAGCUUAAACGAAAAUAACGAAAAUACCCAUAUUCAUAAACAUGUUUCGAAUCAAAGAGAAAAUUUUGAGAAAGAGACACUAAGUGAUUCAUCUGUAGUAGCAAUAUCGUCACUUCAAGAAAAAAAUAACCCCCCAAAAAAAAUUGAUAAUUUCGAUUCUUUGACAGAAAUGGCUGAUAUAACUGAACAUUCUUCAACACCUGCUGCGGCACCAGUACUACAUGAAGGAUUUGGGGAAUUCAGUAAUUAUCCAUCCUACUCUACAAACAUUAAGCCGGUUAAAGAAGAACAGGAAUUUCAUAGCAAAGGAUAUACAUCUGAUAUUAAAUUUGAUGUCAGCAAUGCUGAAAAUUACAACUUAUCCACUCCCGGUUGCAACGAUAAUGUUGUUGCUGAGGAAAUAUUACCUGAUACUGAAGAAACAAAAGAAAUUUCAAAGUCACUUCCAAGUAUUGAAUCAGAAGAUACAAUCAAGGAAGACAGUAACACCUUCCUGUCGAGUUCUGAAAGCCAGGUAACAAGAGAGACAUCAUAUAUGCGACAUCUUACUCGUUCAAUUAUACAGAGUUUAUCGUGCGUAAAAUUACCGAAGAAGAAGAGUAUACAUUUUUUUCAUUGUAAAAUCGGGUGUGGGUUACUGACAAUUAAAGAACAAGUAAAAACAAUUAAUAGAUUGAGAAGUUCGUUUAACGCUAGGUUUUUCAAAGGCCUAACGAACUUCUUAAUUCCUUUAUUGUUAAAUGUAAUAUGGUUUUUAAUGUUUGCGGUACCAGUUGUCUUUGCGCUUUGGUACAGAGAAGAACAAAUUGCAAUCGGAUAUUGUAAUACAAGGUAUGAAUUGAAUAAUACGGGUACAACUAGUGAACAUCAUGAAUUAUGGAAUAUUUUGGGAACAUACCUCGAGGCUACUAAGCCAAAGUGCAUACCUUGUCCUGAACAUGCAUCAUGCUAUGCUAAUAUGCAACUCAUCUGUGACAAUAACUAUGAAAGGACUACAAAUUACCUGUCAUUGUUCAAACUAAUCCCAUUAGCAGAUAGUUGCCACGAGGCUUCUGCCGAGAGAGUUUUAGAAAUUGCUAAUCACUUGACUGACGUCUUACGAAAACAAAAUGCACGAAUUCAAUGUGGCAAGGGUGCAAACGAUUUAAAAAGUGGACUAAGUGAAAAGCAUAUUUUUAAUUUAUUAUCCCUCUGGUACACAUGGGUACAUGAGGAGAAUUUUGAUGAUCUCUGGUUAAAUGUACAGUCAGAGCUGAAAAAAAAGCCAGACAUUUCUUUUAGUGUUGUACCAGUGGAAAAUUCUACAAAUUCUACACUUUGGCUGAGAUCAAAUUCAAGAAGGUAUAUUAAUCUGAAGUGCUUUUUCCAGCCAACGGAAAACAUAAUGAAACAAAGUCGAUAUAUUUUUGUUUUAUUAUUGCUGAUAUUUAUAAUUUAUGGGUUAUGGAAUUAUGUACAUGGAAUUUUUGAACGCCGUCAUGGCGAUGCUGCUAAUAUAGAGCAGUUAUUUGUUACUACCCUCCGUUUGUUGCAAGAUGCCAAAAAAGAAAAAGAUAUGCCAUUUGUGAACACGCUACAAAUAAAAGAUCAAAUAUUCAAGGAUAUAAAAGAUAUGCGUACACGACUAAAUUUGUGGAAAAAGGUUUCAGCAAAACUGGAAGAAGAUAAAAAACAGAUUAAGGUUUACCAUUUGGAGGUAGACGGUGAAAUAAUGGAAUGUUGGGAAUGGAUUGAUCCUAUCAGCAAUGAUUUUAAUACUAUAUAA
This is a messenger RNA of Naumovozyma castellii, 2466 nucleotides long. RefSeq names its product Heh2p (gene HEH2). The transcript has a single exon. The record is from RefSeq and is a predicted model, not a curated record. NCBI's taxonomy places the organism in Eukaryota, Fungi, Ascomycota, Saccharomycetes, Saccharomycetales, Saccharomycetaceae. The coding region runs from base 1 to 2466 and encodes 821 amino acids.